AUGUCUUUAUCAUUAAUUAAUUCUAUAUCUGUACUCCAUGAAAAUAGAGAUUAUUUAGCUUUUGAUCUUAACAUUUUUGUUGUUCUUAAUGAUUGGUAUAAAAUUUCAACUAACCAAGUCAUUAUUUUUAAUAUUCAACAAAUUAUAUCUCGUUUAAUUUUAAAUUCAUCUCAUCGUGCUGAACUUUUUAUGAGUAUUCCAACUGCUCUUAAUGCUAUUAUAGAAACAGCUGGAUACACUGUUCGUUUAUUAAAACAGAAAAUAACUCCUCAAAAUUCUACAAGAGAAGUGAGAGAUGUCAGAGUAGCUUAUGAAGCAACAAGAAUACUUUGUAAUUUAAUUAUUUUAAAUUCUGAUUAUGCAAAUACUAUCAUGAAAGAUCCUUAUAUCAUUUAUGCAAUUCUUGAUUUAAUUCAUUCUCAUUAUCAAAUCUUGAAAGAUGAAGGAUUUUCUGCUUUAAAUCGUUUGAAACAAUAUGAAAUUAUAACUGAUGAUGAUAUUAACAAAGCUGAAGCAAAUCGUAUUUGA
This is a messenger RNA of Entamoeba dispar SAW760, 528 nucleotides long. RefSeq lists its product as uncharacterized. Gene Ontology annotation, cellular component: cytosol. The transcript has a single exon. The record is from RefSeq and is a predicted model, not a curated record. Gene Ontology annotation, biological process: positive regulation of GTPase activity. NCBI's taxonomy places the organism in Eukaryota, Evosea, Mastigamoebida, Endamoebidae. Gene Ontology annotation, molecular function: guanyl-nucleotide exchange factor activity. The coding region runs from base 1 to 528 and encodes 175 amino acids.